GUUAAGCAAACAGAACAACAGAAAAGGUCGCUCUUCCUUUCCAGUUCCCUCCCACCCUAUCUGACCUUGUCUUUUCUCCAGCAAGAGAGCACAGAUUUCAGGAGCUCAGAGCCCAGCUACCCAGGCCCUCAGCUCGAGGUCCUGUCAUGGCACACCGGAGGCCUCUUCUCCUGCUGGCCCUGCUGGCAUGGGUUGCUCUGGCCGACCAAGAGUCAUGCAAGGGGCGCUGCACAGAAGGUUUCAAUGCUGACAGGAAGUGUCAGUGUGAUGAGCUGUGCUCUUACUACAAGAGCUGCUGCAGUGACUACAUAGCAGAGUGCAAUCCCAAAGUGACUCGAGGAGAUGUAUUCACUCAGCCGGAAGACGACUACAGGUUCUAUGAUUAUCACGAGACCAAGUACAACACGAAAGACCUCACACAGACGGAGAGUCCCUCCAGGAGUUCUGACUUGCGCACCUCACCUGAGGCAACUUCUGAGCCAGGACCUAUCCUGAAGCCUACAAAAGAGGCUCCUGUAUUUGAAGCAAGCAACCCUACAUCUGAUGUGGUGACUUCAGGGGCUGAGACCACUGGUCAAGUAAUCCUGGCGUCCCCAGCAGAGGAGGAGCUAUGCAGCGGAAAGCCCUUUGAUGCCUUCACUAACCUCAAGAAUGGUUCCAUCUUUGCUUUCCGAGGACAGUACUUCUAUGAGCUAGAUGAAACAGCAGUGAGGCCUGGGUACCCCAAGCUCAUCCGGGAUGUCUGGGGCAUUGAGGGCCCCAUUGAUGCUGCCUUCACCCGCAUCAACUGUCAAGGGAAGACCUACCUCUUCAAGGGUAGCCAGUACUGGAGGUUUGAUGAUGGUGUCCUGGACCCAGAUUUCCCACGAAACAUCUCUGAUGGCUUCAUCGGCAUCCCGGACAAUGUGGAUGCAACCUUGGCGCUCCCUGCCCACAGCUACAGUGGCCGGGAGCGGGUCUACUUCUUCAAAGGGAAACAGUACUGGGAGUAUGAGUUCCAGCACCAGCCCAGCCAGGAGGAGUGCGAAGGCAGUUCCCUGUCGGCUGUGUUUGAACACUUUGCCCUGCUGCAGCGGAACAGCUGGGAGGACAUCUUUGAGUUGCUUUUCUGGGGCAGACCCUCUGGUGUUGUCCAAGAGCCCCGGUUCAUCAGCCGGGACUGGCACGGUGUGCCCGGGAAGGUGGAUGCUGUCAUGCCUGGCCACAUCUACGUCUCAGGCUCUGUGCUCCAGCCUCCCCCGGCCAAGAAGCAAAAGUUUAAACAUCGCAGCCGCAAACGCUACCGCUCACGUGGUAGCCGCGGCCGCAGCCGCAGCCGCAGCAGCCGCCAGAGCUCCCCAAGGCAGUCCCGUUCUCUGUUCCUGUCCUUCUUCUCCAGUGAAGAGACAGGGCCAGUAACCUACAACUAUGACGACUCCGACAUGAGCUGGCUUGUGCCUGCGGCCUGCGAGCCCAUUCAGAGCGUCUAUUUCUUCUCGGGAGACAAGUACUACCGAGUUAACCUUCGCACACGCCGAGUGGACACUGUGAACCCUCCCUACCCACGCCCCAUUGCCCAGUACUGGCUGGGGUGCCCACCCCCAGGCCACAAGUAGAAGUUAGAGCCCACACAGUUGGGACUCCAUAGCUCCCCCCUUCGUCUUGCUCCUCCCAGCCUAAUAAAAAUCCUUUGGCCCUGA
Molecule: messenger RNA, 1679 nt
Organism: Cavia porcellus (domestic guinea pig)
Lineage: Eukaryota; Metazoa; Chordata; Mammalia; Rodentia; Caviidae
Gene: Vtn
Product: vitronectin
Exons: 8
Coding region: 147-1595 (482 amino acids)
Biological process (GO): cell adhesion mediated by integrin; immune response; cell-matrix adhesion
Molecular function (GO): scavenger receptor activity; polysaccharide binding; extracellular matrix binding
Source: RefSeq, a predicted model, not a curated record